Messenger RNA from Durusdinium trenchii, 390 nucleotides. The record is from the annotation of a GenBank genome assembly. NCBI's taxonomy places the organism in Eukaryota, Dinophyceae, Suessiales, Symbiodiniaceae.
AUGCACAUGACCGAAGGCUAUGCUAUUUUUGCUAAGACCAGUCGCACGUCAAUGGAGGUCUCGGAGUGGUUCGUCCUGGACUCCAGCGACCUCUUGCGCUUCCCGGGCCCCGCGGCCCGCCUGGACGGCCACGUGCUGCACGUCAACGGCGGCCUCAGCGCCGCCGCGGCACAGGCCGCGGAGGCCGCGCUGGGGGCGACGGUGGAGAGUCCCUGGGAAACGGUGAAGAUGGAUGAAGAGCUGGCGACGCUCAUGCACGAGGCGCUGGCGAUGCUGGGCGGGUCCCGGCAGUUCCGGCCGCCGAAGCGGAGUGCACCGGGCGCGCCGCGCGGCGCCACCAGCAGUGAAUUCGACUCGCUCAUGGACGAGGCCAAGCAGCGCUUCACGUGA